Messenger RNA from Closterium sp. NIES-67, 4236 nucleotides. NCBI's taxonomy places the organism in Eukaryota, Viridiplantae, Streptophyta, Zygnematophyceae, Desmidiales, Closteriaceae. The record is from the annotation of a GenBank genome assembly.
GGGGGGACUGGGUACAGGCUGAGUGUGUUGUGGGCUGGACUGGAGGCAUGGUAGUUGGUGGUGGUUUGGGACAGGAAAAUAAAACCUAUUGCUAGGCUCACGGUGAGAGGGCUGCUGGAUGCUGGGUAAAUGUUUUUUGCCUGUGCUGUGGUAGGGUCGUGUGGACGAAAUGCCGUUUCAAAUUUAUUCUGUCGUGUUUGUCGUUUACUAAUGAUUUUCUCCUUCACGUGACACAUCAGUAGGGUAUUGUAUGGCUUCCCUUAAAACCACAGGCUAAAAUAGCAUAGGGGGGGCUUCAAGAGCGCCGUUCUUGAAGAUGGUUCUUUUGAAAAAAAACGGGUUCCCAGUACGAUUUUGCGAGAGUAGUUGUACCUUGACUAAAUUGUCGCGUGUUACCUGCUUCCUUCCUUGCCGCGCGACGCGAAAUUCAGGGGAACGUGUUUAAGUGCUCCCUCGUCCUCCUUACCUUCGGCCUCACCCGUCCGCUUGCCCCGCAUGACGCGGAUAGUCAGGCCUCGGAAUCCUUAUGGCCGACCACCGCCUGCGUCCGCCGCCUCUGCCGCCGCUGCUGCCGCCGCCGUUACCGGCGGUGCUGCGGGGAUCGCUGCUGGCGCUGUUGGUACGGGCGUCGCCAGAGGGGCUGGGGUCCCUGGAGGCCUGUCGCAAACAGCGUCGACUCCCCUUGAGCCGUCAUCGGCGACUGGCGACACUGUUUUCCCCGUCGCAAGCGGGCCAGCGACCAAUCCGGCGACGCGAGACUCGUGCGAUUUAAGCAGUCGCACGCCAGCAGCGCGAGGAGGAGGUCCGGUCGCCAGCUCGUCGCAGUCGCGGCCACAGUCGCAGGCGCAGUCGCAGAUGCAGUCGCACGUCGCGUCUCAGUCGCGGGUGCAACCUGCCUUUGCCGGUCCGAGGGGGGAAACGCACAACGCAGAGGGAGGGCAAGGGAGAACGACGGAGGGCGGAAGGGGCGGAGCAGAAUCGACAAGUGGCGUGCGCGCGGGCGAAAGGGCAGAACGUGUUACAGGCGCAGAAUACCAGGGGGAAACGAGCGCGCAGGGGAGAGCGCGGAAGGAAGCAGGCGCGCAGGAGCCGAGUUUUGAGACGCCUAAAAACACGAGCGUAGAGGGGAGGGAGCGGAAGGGGGUAGGGACGCUGGAGGAGGGAGAGGAAGGGCGAGAGGAAGGAGAGAAGGGGAGCGCAUUGGCUGGCGGAAGUGAGGGUGCAGAUGUACGGGAGGCGGAGGAGGUGGAGGUUGUUGUCGGGGUUGCAAAUGACGUGGCGGCUGCAGAUGCUGACGUGGAGGAGGGAGAUUCGUGCGUAACAGAAGACCCUGACGUGGCGGCAGCGUACAGCCGCAUGUUGGAACUGGUGUCUGCGCUGCAGCCACCCGUGAGCACGCACGCCAGCAGCAGCAGCAGCAGCAGCAGCAACAGGGGAGGUUCUAAAGAAGCAGGGGCAAGCGUUGGAGGCGUGUUGGUUGAGGAAUCAGGGAGGCCCGAAGCUCAAGGCCGCAGUGACUCACCUGCUUCCCUUCUCUCCAUGUGCUCUGACGGUGCAGGGAGGCCUGCGCUGAGGCACGGUCGCGCAUGUGGGGAGGUCACGCCUCAACCGACCGUCGAGUCAUCUGUGCUCGCUCACGCCUGUCCUGCUCCAAUCUCUCACGAUUCCAUACGCGCUCCUGAAUCCGGCCCGUUGCUGCUGCAGGACUGCGGCAGGGAUGGAGAGAACAAGCCCCCACGUCUCCCGUGUCUUCCUGAUAUGCUGCAGACUGCGCAAUUGCAACCGCAAUUACAACCGCAAUUACAACCGCAAUUACAAUUGCAAUCGUCCCAGGACAUGGCUGUCAGGGAAGCCCCCCCCCUGUCUGUGUCCCCAGUGGUCUGUGAACUGCCUGUGCUGCCUCUGCCUCCUGUUCUCACCUGUUUAGCCAUGGCCCCGCCAGCAGCUGGCUCGUCCGGUGAUAGCACUGCCACGGCAACCGAGGUUGUGGGUGGCAGUGCAACAGCAGACAUGGCAGCAGCACCAGCAGCACCAGCAGCACCAGCAGCAGCAGCGGCGGCAGCAGAAGCGGCCGUAUCACCCCCAUCCCCUCCGCGUGUCACUUCUCCCAGCAGUCCACGGUCGGACGGCAGCGAGGAGAGGGGAUACAACAGUGCAGACGAAUAUUGCCCUGUUGCAUUUCCAGGAGCAGUGCAGUUGCUCCCGCACCCGCACCCGCACCCGCACUCGCACCCGCAGCAGCAGCAGCAGCAGCAGCAGCAGCAGCAGCAGCAGCAGCAGCAGCAGGGGGAUGAGGAGGAGUUGGAGCGCACGUUUGAGGCGCGGGUGUGGAGCGAGCGCCACCUGCACGUGCACCGCAUGGCGCCGGACGGCAACUGCCUCUUCCGCGCCGUCGCGCACCAGGUGCUAGGUGACGCUGCCUUCCACCGCGACCUCAGGCACCUGUGCCUCGACUACAUGGAGAAGGAGCGUGACCACUUCAGCCAGUUCGUGACAGAGAGCUUCGCUGCCUACUGCAAGCGAAAGAGGCGUGACAAGGUGCACGGCAACAACCUAGAGCUGCAAGCACUGGCAGAGCUCUUCAACCGCCCCAUCCACAUCUUCUGCUACUCCACAGAGCCCAUCAACAUUUUCCAGUCCGCCUAUGACUCGUCCCUGCCGCCUAUCCGCCUGUCGUACCACCGGCGCCGCCACUACAACUCGCUCGUCGACCCGUCGCAGCCCAACACCGGCGUGGGGCUUGGCUUGAGUACGCUGCAGGGCGGGCAGCUGCCCCCGUCCGCAGUGAAGCAGGCAGUGCAGGCGCAGCAGGACGCGGUGGUAGAGCAGGCGCUGCUGUCCCAGGCGCAGGCGUGCUCCGACCGCCAGCUCACCGAGGAGGCUCUGGAGCGCGCUGUUAUCGAGGCCAGCUAUAGGGAGUACGUGCAGCAGCAGAUGCAGCAGCAGCAGCAGCAGAGGAACAGUCUUGUACAGUCACCAGGUUACGUUCGCCCCGUUGCCCAGCCUGCUCACCCUGCCCAACCUGCUCACCCUGCCCAACCUGCUCACUCUGCCCAACCUGCUCACCCGGCCCAGCCUUGGACUGCACAUGGCCAUGGUCACGGAUUUGGCUAUGGUGCACAGGGGUGCCAUUUCUCCGGUUCUUUCCCAGCUUCCCCCUCCGCUCACUCUCCUUCUCCCUGGCUAUCACCCCCCCCGUCCACCUCUGACCCCGCUUCUCCAUCAACAUCGUCAUCAUCGGCGCCGUCGUUACAGCGGCCACCGCCAGCACGCCAUCGGAAUGGAGCAGCAGGAGCAGCAGGAGCUUCCAACCCCUCUUUUCGCUCUUGCUCUCCCUCUCCCCCAUCCAAGCUUCCUCCAACCCAUCCUCCCCACACCGCUUCACCUACCACCAAUGCCAGUGCCAGUACCAGCAGCAGCGGCAGACCAGUCACCCCAGCAACGCCUGCCCUCUGUACUUAUAAGCAACCAUCCACAGGCACUAGCGCUGCUGCAGGUGCAGGUGCUGCUGCCACUGGUUGGGGCGUCUGCACUGAUUUCAGCAGCGGCUGUAGCAGCAGCAAGCCCAGCAAUGGCGUGGGCAGUGGUGGCAGUGGUGGCAGCGGUGCCGGCAGCGCCGGCAGUGGCAGCAGUGCCGGCAGUGGCGAGAUCGGUAGCAGGAGUUUGGACAAGGCAGAACUCGGCACCAGUAGCAGCAGCAACAGCAGUGACUGUCACCAGCAAGAGUGUAACACAUCGUCGUUAGAUGUGCCAGGUCAUCCAACAUGUGCCAGCAUUCUGCUGUCCAUGGGGUUCUUUGAGACAGCCGUGGCACAGGCGGUGAGCUUGUUUGGAGAGGACCUGGAUUCGUGCCUUUGUUUCCUGCUGCAAAUUGGAGCCAAGGCACAUGCCGCGGGGAGGCAGGCGAGUGGGCUUGAUCGCAAGGGGAAGGCUGCACAGUAGGGGUGGAUGUACGUGUGCACACCGUACCUGUUAGAUCGGGUGUUUGCAAGGGAUACAUGAGCCGUUUUUAGGUGCACUCAGUUUGUAAGAAUUCUGCCAAUGAUGAUGGUGGAGGUGGUGGUCUACUGAGGCGAGAAUGGUACCGUGUUUGAAUGUUCAGAGUGUUGUGAUAUAAUUGAUACUUAGCAUUUCUGUAAGUCGAUUAUGUGUAGCUAGUGUCGAAUCAUACUGUAGAAGAUAAGUCCGUAGGAUGACGUUAGCAAAUAGCGCUCGUCAUAGGACAGUCGUUUCAGU